CAAAUUUUCUAUGCCAUUUUCCUUGCCUUCCAAUCAAAUUUUCGCCAGAAAAUAGGGGCAGCGUGGCGCUUUGCAAUCCCUGUCCCAGAAAAUGGGGACGGGUCACCCGCUUCAGUUCCCCAGCUCCGGCACCCCACUGGCGGCGGCGGCGGCUCCUCUUCUGAUGAUAAACCACUUCAAUCCUCUCUAUAACAAGGCUAUUACUACUACGAGUCCUGGACGCCCAAACAGCACUCGGUGUCGCUUUGCCGGCUACGACGGCCACGGCGGAGCCGAACGCUUCAGAUUCAAUCUUGACCGGGAGGAGUUCGUUGCCGGCGACGGAGACGAUGAGUUCAGUUUUGGAGGCGGUGCGAAGAAGAGAGUCUGGUGGUCGGAUGAUACAGUGGAGAUGGACAACGAGGAGGACGAAGUAGGGUUUGGGGUUCUGGAAGAUUAUAUUGACCCGUCUUGGAUUUUCAAGGUUGUGAACGCCUUCGGUUGGAUGGUUCCUGCCAUUGCCAUAUCAAUGCUGCUGGGCACAGGAUCGAAUGCCUUUUUCAUGGCGUUGGUGCUUCCAAUAGCUCAGUCAGCUGUUUCUCUGGCAACCGAAGCAUUCUGGGGCAGGUCGAGAGGCAGACCUAAGCCCAAGCGCAGGACCAAGGCAAAACCCUUUGCUAGAACUGCGAGUGAUGUUGGCAUGAACAAGGAGAAGGAAGACAUAGGAUCUAGCAAGGCCAGGGAGAACUACCAGUCAUGGAGAGCAGGAAAUGAUUCUUCUAGCAAAACCCGAGAUCAGAGGAGACCACCCUCCAGCUUCGGUGGAUGGGACGCACUAGACGAGGGAGCUGGGUCUUAUAACGGGUCACCGGCUCAAAAGGCAAAGGAAACAAGACAACAGAAGAGAAGUAAACUGAGCAGGAGAGUGAGAAAUAGAGAGAGACCAUUGUUGCUGAGAUUGCUGGUUGCUGUUUUCCCCUUCUUGGGUUCAUGGACCAGGCUAUUGUAACAUAACGCUGUACCUUCUUAAUGCCCAAAAACAAAGUAUAAGAAAGAAAUUUGGCUCCAAAUUAA
Messenger RNA from Diospyros lotus (date-plum), 1053 nucleotides. RefSeq lists its product as uncharacterized. The transcript has 2 exons. The record is from RefSeq and is a predicted model, not a curated record. Lineage: Eukaryota; Viridiplantae; Streptophyta; Magnoliopsida; Ericales; Ebenaceae. Bases 92 to 988 code for a protein of 298 amino acids.